This is a messenger RNA of Culicoides brevitarsis, 567 nucleotides long. It is a transcript of the gene Cpr62Bb, whose product is annotated as cuticle protein 19. The record is from RefSeq and is a predicted model, not a curated record. The transcript is spliced from 3 exons. The coding region runs from base 1 to 567 and encodes 188 amino acids. Lineage: Eukaryota; Metazoa; Arthropoda; Insecta; Diptera; Ceratopogonidae. Gene Ontology annotation, cellular component: extracellular matrix.
AUGGUUAAGAAAGUGUGUGCGAUGUUAUUAUUGGCGCUCGCCAUGUUCGGAAGUGCUCUCGCGAAACCAGGAUACGCAGGACAUGGAUAUGUGGAUUAUUAUGAUCAUCCAAAAUACGCCUUCAAAUACGGCGUCGCUGAUCACUCCACAGGCGACAUCAAAUCCCAACACGAAGAACGCGACGGCGACGUUGUCAAAGGUCAAUAUUCUCUCGUCGAAGCUGACGGCUCCAUCCGUACUGUCGAUUAUACCGCCGACCCGAUCAACGGAUUCAACGCCGUUGUCUCGAAAUCCGCGCCAACUGUUCAUGCUGUCGCUCCCGUCGUGAAACACGUUCCCGUUGUGAAGCACGUGGCUCCCGUUGUUCCUGUCGUGAAACACGUCGCUCCUGUCGCUCACGUGCCCGUGUACAAAUCCGCUCCCAUCGUCAAACACUACGUCGAUCCCUAUGUCCAUCAUGCGCCAGUUCAUGUUGCCAAGACAUCCCAUUACACUCAACAAUACCACCCAACAGGUCACUUCUCUGACUAUGGCCAUUACGAUGGAGGACAUUACGAUUAUUACUAA